Molecule: messenger RNA, 621 nt
Organism: Haliotis rubra (blacklip abalone)
Lineage: Eukaryota; Metazoa; Mollusca; Gastropoda; Lepetellida; Haliotidae
Product: 39S ribosomal protein L49, mitochondrial-like
Exons: 4
Coding region: 32-517 (161 amino acids)
Biological process (GO): translation
Cellular component (GO): mitochondrial large ribosomal subunit; ribosome
Molecular function (GO): structural constituent of ribosome
Source: RefSeq, a predicted model, not a curated record
GUCGACAGCCGGAAUUACUUCCGGGGCAACAAUGGCCAUGGCUGCUGUACCCACUUGGUGCCGAUUUCAAAUACUCAUGGGUAGAUUGAAGAGUAUUGCAUUGAAUACGAGUAGUCGAUAUUACAGUGCUUCGGGUAUCCAGGAUAACCAGGCCCAGAAAGAAAAGAGCCACCCAGCCUAUGAGGUUUCUACAGAAGAGUUCAAGUUUGUUGAGACACUGUUGCCCAGAGAGACAGUCCCUGAUCCACCAGUACAUGAAUCCUACCCGACUCCAUCAGGAUGGGUACCCCCAGCUGAAAAUCAAUCACCCAUGAAGUAUUUUGUGAAGCGGACCAAGAACCACAUGCUGCCACUGUACAUGCAGACCACUCAUGCUGGCAACAGGCACAUGGUGAUGAUCAGGAAGGUGGAGGGGGAUAUCUGGGCCUUUGAAUCUGACAUUCGACAGCAUCUGGAAAAAGUGUCGGGAAAGAAAGUUGCAGUUCAGGUGCAUGAGGUUGGGAGAUUUAUCCGGUGAAGGGGCUUCUUCAGGAUGAAGUAGCAGCGUUUCUGUUAGAGAAAGGAUUUUGAGUGAAUGUUUGUUAAAUGUUUUGAGUGAAUAAAAUGUCAUGUUUAAAUCAA